Molecule: messenger RNA, 1292 nt
Organism: Hyaloscypha bicolor E
Lineage: Eukaryota; Fungi; Ascomycota; Leotiomycetes; Helotiales; Hyaloscyphaceae
Exons: 2
Coding region: 21-998 (325 amino acids)
Source: RefSeq, a predicted model, not a curated record
AAUAAAAUUCAGCCCUCGCAAUGGUUCUCAUUUGCCCCCGCAUACACUUUUACGAGAUCAAUGAUCAAACUUGGUUCCCUCAAUAUCUCCGCGAGAAAGUCCAAUCCUGCCUUACCCUCUCCUGGACUUUUCGUGUCCCUCUUUUGCAAAAAGCCUCUCCUGCGCAACUCGUCGCAAGCACCCUCUAUGGAACCCUCAACGCUCAGGUGACCAGCUAUACAUAUGUGGACUUCUGUGCCGGCGCAGGAGGUCCAACCCCAUUCAUCGAGAAAGAUCUGAAUGCACAACUCGAUUCUCGUAUACCCAGCUCGCCUCAUCCAACAUCUACGAAUACCAAUGGCCUCACGCCGCGAUCUCCUCGAAUUCUGGCGGAAGCAACUGGUAGCGUCAAGUUCGUCUUGACCGAUUUGCAUCCACAUAUCCCAGAUUGGACGGAGGCAUCCAAGCGCAGCGAGAAUCUGAGCUAUGUGUCGGAGCCAGUGGAUGCUGCGAAUGCACCUGCAAGUCUCAAUGGCAAAGAUGGCAAGAAGAUCUUCAGGCUGUACAACUUGGCGUUCCAUCAUUUCGACGACAAGCUUGGAAUGGACAUUCUAAAAAAUACCCUCGAGACAGCUGAUGGAUUUGGGCAUGAUCUCCUCUGCCAUUCCCCUCCCAGAGUGCUAAUGUUCUACAGGAUCUUUGAACUGCAAGAACGAACUAUUUCCUCCCUUAUUACCAUGCUCGGUUUGGGCAUUCUCAUGCUACUCAUCACACCGUUCUACUUCUGGAGAUCGCCAGGCCAUCUCUUCUUCACAUAUAUCAUUCCAAUAAUACCCUUUGUUCUUGUCUUCGAUGGGAUCAUCUCGUCCUUACGGACCCGAAGCUCGGAGGAGGUUCAGGCUCUGAUGAAGGAGUGCGGAGCUUCUUGUGAUAGCUGGACUGUCAAGAGUGGGCAUGAGCAGCAUACUUGGCCCACAGGUUAUAUGACCUGGGUCAUCGGUCUCAAAAGAUGUACUUAACUCUAGAGUAACGGAAUCCUAUAAAGAUGGAAGCAAUCAUAUAGGAAGGAAUUCGUCUCUGGCAGCCCGGGCAAGGUCGAAGUGAUAUCUGUAUUAUGAACUUUCUCGACCUGCGGAAACCAGGCAUUCUAAGGAGGAUAAGAACGGACGCUAUAUUUUUGGCAGUCUUCAAAGAAUACGUUCAACCCAAUGUUUAGCAGGGUAAGGUAGCCUCCGAUGGGACCGCCAGUGAGACUUGCGUACGCUUCCUGCAGAUGGAAUUAUUCAAAUCAGGUGCUGGGAAAGUCGGUCGGC